AUCACUUUUCCCGCAAAAAGAGUAUGGAUCAACAAAGAAUGCGCAAAAGCAACAAAUCUUCCAAUAUGAGGAAGAGAAAUAUCAGAGACAAGAUUGAGCAAGAGAGAAUGUCAUUCCUAAGAGGCAGAGGUGGCACAACUCCACAGGGACAUCAGCCUGGCCAGUACAACCCAGCAGGAAGAACAGCUUAUAAUAGAGGUCAGAAGCCAGGGAAAUACCAAGCUGAUAAAUCUUGUUUUAACAAAGAGAACAGAAGCAUGAAUUCCCAAACUAGAGAGAGACCAGAACUCAAACAGAGAGGCAGAGAAUACGACUCUUUGAAGCCAAACAAGAGAGAUAUGAAACUUGCAGGGAAGAUUCAUGACAGCGUUGAGAAAAGAACUGGCUCUGGUCCAAGAAAUCUUAGUUCUGUGCAAGACCAAAGAAGAGAAGCACCAAAAGCAGAAGGAGUAUCUCACAAAGAAACAAAUCGUUCGAAAGAGAGAAAUGAUGCUAAUAAAAAUACUGAAGAUAGUUGGUUAGCACAAUGGAAAAAGAGGCAAGCUGACAAAAAGAAGAAGGAAGAAGAAGAGGAGAAGGAAACAAAGAAAGAAACUCAAGCACCUGUUAUGCAAAAGAAGUCACCAGAGAGAUCUGGCAUGUUUGACACCUUAAAGGAGAGAUUGGAAGAAAAGGAAGUGACUUCAAAACCAACCCCUCAAAAAGAAUCUUCUGAGAGAGUCAGUUCAUUAGAUGCCUUUAACAAGAGAAGUGAAGAGAAGGAUUUCUCUGAGUCAGUUCCACAAAAGAAGUCUACCGAGAGAAUCAACAAUUUUGAUACUUUUAUGAAAAGAAGUGCUGAGAGAGAAGAUGCUCCAAACCCAGUCACUCAAAAUAAAUCACCAGCAAGAGUUAAUACUUUUGAUGCCUUUAUGAAAAGGAGUGUUGAAAGAGAAGAUGAAGCUCCAAAGCCCGCUCUACAAAAAGAGUCCCCACAGAAAACUAAUUCCUUUGAUGCUUUUAUGAAAAGAACCGAUCAAGAGGAAACUUACGAGCCAACUUCUCAGAAGAAAUCCCCUGAAAGACAAAGCUCAUACGACACCUUCAUGAAGAAGAGAGACCAAGCGGCUGAACCAAAGCCUUCAGUUGUAGACCUAACUGAAAGAGAGCCUAGAGUUGAGAAAGCACCUUCUGUAGAGAAAGAGUCACCAGCUCCUUCAAAAUCCCCCGCCAAAGAAAACUGGUUUGAAAAAUUUAAGAGAGGACAAUUAGAGAAGGAAGCCACUAAGGCUACUGAAGAGGUCAAGAAAACUCCUUCCAAGCAGGAGUCUUCAGUUGAUAGGAGUGCUCCUUCUGGUAACUUCUUUGAUAGACUGGAUAAGUCUCAACAGAAAAAAGUCACUCCUGUGAAGAACUUUGAAAGAUAUUCUAAUCAGCCUGAUAUCGGAUAUAGGGAACCUCCAACUCAGAAAUCCUCUCUUGGUGAUAUCUAUAAGCAAAAAUACCAAAAAUUGGAAGAAAAUCAAGAAAUUGGAGAUAGAUCUGAGAAAAGGGAAUCUUCCGUCUCUCCAGUAAUUGAGAAGUCUCCAGAUUAUCACAACAAGCUCCAAAAGGAAGAGCCAAAACCUGCUGGUAACUCUUUAUAUGGAAGGAAUCCUGAAAGGAGCCUUCCAGAAGUAGAGAAUAGCUACCAAUCUCAUGAGAAUGAGCAACUCUACUCUAAUAGUAAGGAUUACUAUAACGAGAGCAGAGGAUAUCCAUUAACUUCUAAGGAUGCUGAUAUGCAUGAAGAACUAGUACCAAAGCCAACCGAGAGAACAACUAUUGAGAUUGAUAGAGAAGAGAUUGUUCUUGAGGAUGAGAGCUCAGUCAGGUAUGAUAAUCCAGCUCCAGAACCUCCUGUAGAAGAAGAGAAAGAAGUCAGGACUGGCUUUGAAGCCUUCAUGGAAAGAAAAAGACUAGCUGAACAGCAAAAGCUUGAAAAUGUUGAAGACUCUGAUUCUGAAGUUAGAGCUAAUAAAGGUGAAGCCAAUGAUUUCUCUACAUCUGAUAAGUACAAAGGCAAGGGCCAAGAAGACAAUAGGAGAUAUGGAUAUGGUGGAAAAUGACCAAGAUCCUCUCCAUUUAAGAAGCAUUAUGGGUAUGGAGAAAUUCCAAGGCCAGAAUCCCCUAACUUCAGAGAGAACAAUUUCUAUGAUGCUAGAAGGCCACAGAAUGACUUUAUUGAAGAAUCUGAGGAGAUUAGAGAGCUAAGUAGCAAUAUGUUCAACAAGAAAGUUGAUGAUGAGGACAGACAAAGACCACAUGUAAGUUCCUCUCCUACAAAAGAGCAACACCAAGAUGACCCAAUUUAUCAAGAAAACAGUACUCCACAGAGACAAAAAGAUUACUAUAACUCUGAAAGAAGAAUGGAUUAUGAUAAGGAGUCUGACUACCAUUUCAAUGAUAACCAAGGCGAUUCUCAUUUAGAGCCCACUCCUUCCAAAUAUAUAGACAUGAGAAAGGACUCCGAAGUAGAAAGGUCACAUCACAAUGAGACUCCAAUGAAUUACGACAACAAUGAAGAGUCAAUCCAAGAUCUCCAAAGAGAGUCUGAGAGAGAUUAUCCCAUCGAGCCAGAAAGAGACUACCAAACAAAAGCUGUUGAGGACUACCAGAGAGAGCCUGAAAGAGAUUACCACCAAGAAGACCAAUUCAUCGAAGAAUCCAACCAAGAGUACAAUGAGCCUCCAAAAUAUAGAGAAGAAGAAAAAGAGCACAGAGAAAAUUCUAGAGGCUAUGGGCAAGAGUCAAGAGACUUUAGAGAUGAUCAAAUGCAAUACAGAAGACAAUCUCAGGAUUUCAGAGAUGACCAUAGAGAUAAUAAGGAAGAAAAUAAAGAAUAUUCUUACCAGAACCAACAAAGAGAAGAAAGUUAUUAUAAUGAAGGUAGAAGAGAAUCAGAGGAUAUCCCAAGAGACUAUGGGACCCCUCAAAAGAAUUAUGAUUACCAUUCAAGAGAUCAUGAGAUGGGGUCUAGAGCUAUGCACGAACCUGAGAGAUCAUAUGAGAAGCAAGCUCCAAACCCAUAUACCCCAGAAAUGAAUCACGGCGGAAUUUACAGUGAAGAUUCAGUUAGUGCUCAGCACCAAGCAAAUACUUAUAGCAAUGCUCCUCUAGUCAAAGAGAAGCCAACCAUCUCUGAAUGCGUUUAUGCUGCCAAGAAAUCCAUUAUGAAUGCUGUUGUCCAAGUUGAAAGUAAAUUCCCUGAAGAGUUCCUCAACAACCUUAAAACUGAAAGUUUCUCUUACAAGAGUGAUAUCCUUUAUGGCAAACUUGACCUUACUUUGGGACAUAAAGUCUUCAGAUCCCAACUCGUGCCAACCUUUGAAGAGGAAAUGGAAAAAUCUAACAUUUGAUUGAACCUUAUCUUCGGUGAAGGUAUCACCAGAUGGACAAGAACUAACAAAGAAGCAAUUGAGAUGUUCCUGAAAAGAUUCAAAUCAGUCGAUUUAUUCCCAACUCUCAGCCAGUUGAGACUGAUUCUGGACUUCCAUUCUACCGUUCCUACUGUAAGUAUGACAUCCGUCCAGAAGUUCCUUAUUACUAGCCAAGCUUCGAUGAUUGAGAAACAAUAUGUUGUUGAAUGGAUUUCAACUAUUUUCGGUCUCAAUCUUUCUUGCAUGAAAAUGGCAUCAAUUGAAAUCCCUCAGAAUACAGAAGAUCAAGGAGAACUUCAAAUCAAAUUAAUGGCAUUAUUAUGUUUGUUCUACGAUUUACAACCCCAAGAACUGAUGGAUCUCCAAUUGAUCUCUGUUGUUUAUCUAAAGCCACAUUUCUGCUUCAAGAGUGAGUGUGGAAACUUCCUCCUGAUCCUCCCAGUAUGCUACUCAAACAUUCUUCACAAACUGAUCAGUAAAUGCGAGACUGCCGAGACAAAGAGUUGCUCUCAGGCUAUUGGACAAGAUCUUUUCAGAAGCUUCUGUUAUCAUGGCAAGAACAGACUUUUCUCUUCAAUUGAACCUGAAUUGACAAGCAUCCAGAAAGAAAUCAAAGAGACAACCGAUUAUAGCUUUAUCUAUGCUGAUCCUACCAAAUUUGUGAGGGUUUUCGAUCCUUCCCAAAGAAAUGGAGAGGCUGUAUAUCCAGCUCAUAUCGUAACAAAGGGAGACAAAGAGAUUCCUUUGAGAUUGUUCGACUCAGGAAUGGAGAUCAUCCACUCUAACAACUCAUUUGAGACGUCAAAAUUGUUCAGAGAUUCCUUCAAGCUUGAGAUUGGUUCAUCAGCUCCAUCACUAAAAUGCCAGAGUACUUACAUUAAGAAGUUCAGCGUUUUAUAGUCAAAUAUCCAGAAAAUAAUUGAGUUUCAAUAAGUGUUG
This is a messenger RNA of Moneuplotes crassus, 4337 nucleotides long. Lineage: Eukaryota; Ciliophora; Spirotrichea; Euplotida; Euplotidae. The record is from the annotation of a GenBank genome assembly.